UUUAACUCCAUUCUACAUGUUUACAAACAGGAGGUUUACCACGAGAAACACAUCCAAACGUUCUGGGAGGAAAACCAGGAGGAUUUCUACAGCAUUAAAAUUGUUGGUCCAGAGGAGGAGCUGACCGAGGGUGAAGCCAGGGACAUGGGGAUGCACGUGUGUCGCCAGGACCCAGACUGUGACUAUUAUUUCAGCCUGGAUGCUGAUGUGGCCCUCAGUAAUCCAGAGACCCUGAAGAUUCUAAUCGAGCACAAUCGGUUUGUGAUUGCGCCAAUGGUCAGUCGUCAUGGCAAGCUGUGGUCCAACUUCUGGGGCGCAGUAAAUGCUGACGGUUACUACAGCCGCUCAGAGGACUACAUCGAAAUCGUGCAGUUGAAGAGAGUUGGUAUCUGGAAUGUUCCGUACAUCUCUCAGGCUUACUUGAUCAAAGGGGAGGUUCUGCGCAAUGAACUGAGGCAGAAGAAUGUAUUUACACAGGACGACCUAGAUCCUGAUAUGAUCUUCUGCAAGAAUCUCCGGAGAAAGGCACUCUUCAUGUAUGUGACGAAUCUCGAUGACUUUGGUCACCUCCUGUCACUCUCCAAUUAUAACACCAGUCACCUUCACAAUGACCUGUGGCAAAUCUUCACCAAUCCAGAAGAUUGGAAAGAGAAAUAUAUUCAUGAGAAUUACUCCCGGAUUUUCAGUGAGAAUCUCGUGCAGCAGCCGUGUCCUGAUGUGUACUGGUUCCCCAUUCUCUCUGAACGAGCCUGUGAUGAGUUGGUGCAAGAACUGGAGCAUUUUGGCCAGUGGUCUGGAGGAAAGCAUGAGGAUUCGCGGCUCAGCGGAGGUUACGAGAACGUCCCGACCGUUGACAUUCACAUGAGGCAGGUCGGCUUUGAGAGGGAAUGGCUGAAGUUCCUGAGGAAGUACAUUGCCCCGGUGACGGAGAAGUUAUAUCCUGGUUAUUAUACCAAGGCCGAGGCGGUGAUGAAUUUCAUGGUUCGGUAUCGUCCGGAUGAGCAGCCGUCGCUCCGGCCUCAUCAUGAUUCGUCAACGUUCACCAUCAACAUUGCCCUCAACACCAAGGGCGUUGACUAUGAGGGCGGAGGCUGCAGGUUCCUGAGGUACAACUGCUCGAUCGAGGCUCCCCGCAAGGGAUGGUCCCUCAUGCACCCCGGCCGACUCACCCACUUCCACGAGGGGCUGCCCACCACCCGGGGGACUCGCUACAUCAUGGUUUCCUUUGUGGACCCUUGACGGGGUCGCAGGGGGUCGGAGGGAGGGAGGGACAAGUGAUUGGACUGGCGGAGGCCGAUGACCUGGACGGAGGCCUGUGCCGGAGCCACUCCUCGACCUCAUUUGACAAUCAAGAGCAACCUAACCGGAAACCGCCGACCAGGGGCCACCCCCUC
This is a messenger RNA of Chiloscyllium plagiosum (whitespotted bambooshark), 1394 nucleotides long. The record is from RefSeq and is a predicted model, not a curated record. NCBI's taxonomy places the organism in Eukaryota, Metazoa, Chordata, Chondrichthyes, Orectolobiformes, Hemiscylliidae.